UAGAAUUUAGACAAGCAAAUAAUUCGCAAGAAGUAGAUAGGUAUUGUGCAAAUGAGAAAUUGAAUCUAGUAAAAAUGAAUUUUACGAAAUCCGGCAACAUGGAAAGCACCAACGAAAAUGGAAAAUAAUAAAUACAUUGAAUAGCAAUCAUAAUGGGUGGGGGAGCGUCCAAAGUUCUGCCCGAAGAUACACAAAUUGUUGUAGUUGGUGGCGGCUUUGCUGGCAUCCGUGUUGCGCUGGACUUGCUUCAUACAGGAAAAGUGAAGCUGAUCGACCCCAAAGACAGUUUGUUCUAUAACCUUGGAGCACUGCGUUCUUGUGUCGAACCUAGUUUUGCAAAUUACAUAUAUAUACCAUACCAAGAAACAUUCGGAGAUGCCUUUUUACGAGGAAAGGUGGUUAAGAUCAAUAAGGAUGCAAAUACGGUCACCCUUGAUGACGGGCAAGAUAUUCCAUAUACACACCUGGUACUCGCAACUGGUGGCGGUGGCCCGUUUCCCGCCAAGAUGUCGAUAGAAUAUCCCAAAAUCUCAAAGGAAGAAGGAUUGCAGUUAUACAAAGAUAUUAACAAAGAAAUUCUCGAAUCCGACACUAUUGUUUGUGUUGGGGGUGGAGCAGUGGGCGUGGAACUUUCGGGAGAACUAAAAACCGACUUUCCGGAUAAGAGAAUAAUUCUUAUUCACUCAAACGAAGUGUUAUGUUCUAACAGACUGAAAGCAGGUACCCAGUCUAAACUACAAGCUCUCGUUAAAAGAAAGGGGAUAGAAUUGAUGCUGAAUGAAAGAGUGUCGAAUCUCAAUGAGUUACAAAUCAACAAGUGCACAAAAGAUCAAGUUUUGAAAACAGAAAGCGGCAAAGAAAUUAAGGUGGACUUGGUGUUCAGAUGCACGGGAGUUAAGCUCUUGACGGACGAUUUCAAGGACGCUCUCGGUGACGCCAUAAACGAUCGAGGGCAAGUGAAGGUUGAUCAAUUUCUAAAAGUAGAAGGCACAGACAACAUUUUUGCUCUAGGAGACAUCACAAAUGUAGACGAGGAAAAGAUGCUGGUGACUGCAUAUGCUCAGGGUUCUUCGUUGUCAAAUAAUCUAUUUGCUUGCGUCGACGGGCGGGCAAUGAAGCCAUACAAGUCGGGAAGCUUCGGAAUGGCCGUGCCUGUGGGCAGAGACGCUGGGGUAGCCGAACUGGGAGGUAUUGUCUUCGGCGACAUGGUAACCAGAAAUAUAAAAUCAGACAGACUGUUCAUCGAUAAAACUUGGCGUCAAAUGAAGCAGAAGCUUCCCAAAGUAUAAAUAUCAAGAACAAUUUUGUGGACUUCAAACAUCCUCCGCGAUAGAUCACACGUAGCUAUUACGCACAUAUAUUAUAUAAAUCAGUCUUCAAACAAAGGAUGCCCAACACAAUGUGUCUAUUUGCAUGUAUUUCUGAAUAUGUCUGAACAUCACAAUCAUAUGAAUUGAUCGAUCAGUUUAUUCUGGCACAAUUUUUCCAAACGUAAUCACGUGAUAGCUUGCUUGUAUUUUUAGAAUGCACGUGCAAGCCUAACUUAAGCGGUAGUAACUUCCCUUGAGCGCAAUUUUGCUUUGUGAUUAAUGAUAGGAAAAAAAGCUCAUCUCAUAUAAACUGAUGGCACAGAAGC
This is a messenger RNA of Styela clava, 1636 nucleotides long. The record is from RefSeq and is a predicted model, not a curated record. NCBI's taxonomy places the organism in Eukaryota, Metazoa, Chordata, Ascidiacea, Stolidobranchia, Styelidae.